Molecule: messenger RNA, 1619 nt
Organism: Eutrema salsugineum
Lineage: Eukaryota; Viridiplantae; Streptophyta; Magnoliopsida; Brassicales; Brassicaceae
Exons: 9
Coding region: 8-1402 (464 amino acids)
Biological process (GO): mRNA splicing, via spliceosome
Cellular component (GO): nucleus
Molecular function (GO): RNA binding
Source: RefSeq, a predicted model, not a curated record
AAUCCUCAUGCCCGACGGUAAAGAAUUGGAACAAGUCAAGGAAGAAGAAGACUCCUACGUCUGGGACAAUGAUACGCAGCUCUACUUCCAUCACAGUAGUGGGUUUUAUCAUGACCCAGUUGCUGGUUGGUACUAUUGUAGCAAGGAUGGUCGUUACUACAAGCAUGAGAAUGGCGAAUAUGUUCCCUUGGAAUAUGAAGAGUCUAACGUGAACCCUCCUGGAAAAGUUGUCACUUGUGAUCUAUCUGAAGAUGACUCUGCCAGAAAAAAUUCCCUUGCUCAGGCUGAGAAUGUGUUAUCAGUUUUAGAUAAUGAAUAUGAAGUUGCAUUAAAUGAAACUCCUUCAGAGCCAACAGGGUGCUCAAUUGACCAGGAACGACCUUCCUCAUGGUUGGAAGAUACACUUAUUGAACUUUAUUUGGCUGGAAAUAACCAACGGCCCAAAAAUUCCAGCUAUGAGACACCUUCUGGGGCUGAUAAUCAGGACUUCAAGAUGUUGUCAGCUAAUGGAGACGAUGAUGCUGAGGAACUUGAAGAGGGAGAAUGGAUUCCUGAAGAAGAUUUUGAUCCACAGGAAGACAACUUUGAUGAAGCUGCUCCGUCAAGGGAGGAAGAACUAUGGCUAGCACAAUAUGGUCAAGUCACUGAAUCCCCUGAGAAGACCCUGCCUCAGAUCUCAGCUGUUGAUUUGUGGGAUUGGAAACUUGUUUGUGAAUCCAGAAAAGCUGAAAAUGAACAGGUGGCUAGGCUAGUAGGGAGGCUAGUAAGACGGUCCGCCAAUCUUCAUCCAUCUGUGGCUUCUAGUGGCACGCUUUUCAAAACUGCACCAGUUUGUGAAGCACAGCUUAACCUGGUGCGAGUAAGAACAGGUCAAGUCUAUAAACUGCGGAAUCCUAGUGCAAAACACCUAGCAUCCUUGUCAGUAUAUGACUCGUCCAACCCAACAAAAGAUUGGGGAUUCCCUGAUAUUUCAACUACGUGGCAAAAUCCUGAUACAAAACGCAAAACUAAGAAGGUGAAACCAAAACCCGACUGUAGAGUCACGGUGAAGCCACGAGAUGAAGUCAACGUAAUUGAACAGCAGAGAAGCUGUUCAUACAGAGAUAGAGCCGCGGAGAGAAGAAAUUUGCAUGGUGGAUAUGGUGUUGGGCCAGGUCAAAAGGGAACAAUGGUGGGCCUUAACACGGAAGAGCAUGAUACUGCUUCUGAAGAGGAUGCUACAGCGGAAGCAUUGGAGUUUUCAUUUGGAUCUGGAAGUUACGCAAGGAAGAUUAUGGGAAACAUGGGCUGGAAGGAGGGUGAGACGCUCGGGAAGAAUACAAAAGGUUUGGUUGAACCGAUACAAGCAGUGGGGAACACUGGGAAUGUAGGGCUUGGUUAUCCUCAAAGGAGAAGAAAAUAAUAUGAGGUACCAAAUAAUAUGAACUUGUGUUAAUAUAUCACUUGAAUUGGCUUAUAAGUUUAUGAGUUUAUGAGUUUGGCUAUUUUCAAAGUCUAUAAUUAGCUACAAAGAAACAAGUUGAAAUGAUGUGACUUUCAAUACAAUCAAUUCAAGAAACAAGUGCUAUUUCCAGUUGGCUGCCUUUGUCACAAUAUGACUUGUUCCACGAGACGACAAA